Zymoseptoria tritici IPO323 is the source of this 978-nucleotide messenger RNA. RefSeq lists its product as uncharacterized. Gene Ontology annotation, cellular component: catalytic step 2 spliceosome. The coding region runs from base 1 to 978 and encodes 325 amino acids. The record is from RefSeq and is a predicted model, not a curated record. Lineage: Eukaryota; Fungi; Ascomycota; Dothideomycetes; Mycosphaerellales; Mycosphaerellaceae. Gene Ontology annotation, biological process: mRNA splicing, via spliceosome. Gene Ontology annotation, molecular function: protein binding. The transcript has a single exon.
AUGCCCUCCUCCAACCAAUCCUUUCCCACCACCCGCCUCGCCACAAUCCCUGUCUCCGCCUCCCCAAUUCACGCUCUGACAUACUCCUCCGGCGCCGGCCAAUACCUUCUAACCGGCUCAUCCGACCGCUUGAUCCGUCUCUACAACCCCGCCUCCCGCUCCACCUCCGCCAUCCAGACCUACAGUGCGCACGGCUACCCCGUCCUCGACCUCUGCGUAUCAGAAGACAACUCCCGCUUCGCCUCGGUAGGCGGGGACAAAACGGUCUUCUACUGGGACGUCGCGACAGCCGUCACGGUCCGGCGUUUCCUCGGGCACUCCGCACGGGUGGAAAGUUGCGCUUUCGGAGGCGAGGGAGAUGGAGUGCUACUCACGGGCGGCCUGGACGGGACGGUGAAAGUAUGGGACUUGAAAGGCAGGGACUCGCGACCUGUGAUGACGUUGAGCGACGCGGGGGAUGCGGUGGGAUGUAUCGCUGUGCGAGGAGGGGAGGUGUUUGUCGGGAGUGUGGACGGACGGGUUAGGGUGUAUGAUCUCGCGGCGGGGGAGGCGGUGGUGGAUUGUGUGGCUCCUGGAGUGGGGGUGACGAGUUUGAGUGUUAUGAGGGAUGGAGAGGGGUAUCUUGCUGGUACGCUGGGGAGUGAGCUGCGGUUGAUGGAUCGCAGGAGUGGGGGGUUACUCCAGAGGUUUGGAGGGGAGGGGUUUGUGAAUCGGGAGUUGAGGUGUCGGAGUUGUUUGGCGGGUGGGGAUGGGAGGGUGGUGAGUGGGAGUGAGGACGGGAGUGUGUGGGUUUGGGAUGUGGGGAGUGGGGAGGUGGUGGAGAGGGUUUGGCAUAAAGAUGGGGGAGGUGCUGGUGGUGGGGUUGGGAAGAGUGCGAGUAAGGAUGUGGUGAGUGUGGUGGCGUGGAAUCCGGUGAGGAGACAGUGGGCGAGUGCGGGUGGGGAUGGGAAUGUGGUGGUUUGGGGAGCGAGGGAGUGA